AUGGAUUCAGAUAAGGUGUUGGGAGAAGCGGAGUCUGUUAUUAACAACAGCCAAAUCAAAACCGUCAAAAACAAGGUUAGCAGCAACAACAACUAUAUACACGAUGAUCUUGCAUUUUACAUUCUUUCAAAACUUCUAAUCAAAUCAUUGAAGCGUUUUGGAUGCGUACGCAAAUCAUGGUCCAUUUUGUUUCAAAACUCUCAUUUCAACACCAUGUUUCGCAACAAUUUCAUAUCUAAUACAUAUGAUGAUGAUGAUGAUGAUGAUUCCCAUCAUACAUUUCUCCUCAUGCAUCCUGAUGAUGAUCGCAUUUUUGAAAAUCAAUUGCUUUUGCUCCCUCCUGAUCACACUUUUCAAAAUACACUCAAAUUAAAUCUCCCACCUACUUUUCAACUGGAUAAACCCCCUUGUCUUGCGAUUCUGGGCUCAACUAGUGUUAACGGCAUUCUUUGUCUCAUGGACUAUUGUCCAGGAGGAGAUUUAAAUAAGGUCCGAUUUGUAUUGUGGAAUCCGGCUACCCAUGAAUUUGUAGUCGUUCCUCCUAGCCCUGAUGAAUCCGGACUACCACAUCCAUUUGGCCUUUCCACUCGAUAUAACUUUCAUGGGUUUGGUUAUGACAAAGUUACAGAUGACUUUAAGGUGAUUCAGUAUGUAUCAUUUGACUGGGACCUAAGAUAUGAGAAUGACAAUGGAAUAUAUCGUGACCCCUUGUUUGAGAUAUAUAGUCUAACUAAUAACUCUUGGAGGAUACUCGACAUCCAUAUGCCUGAUUGCUUGGAUUUUCAUUAUACGUCCCUAAUACCAACAGUGUACUUGGAUGGAAUGUGUCAUUUGCUGCUAGACAGUCGAUUUGAAAUGUUUGAAAUGGUUGUGUUUUCAUUUGACUUGAGUCGUGAGGUGACCUUUAUGACACCCUUCGAUAAAAUUUUUGAUGGCGCCCUCUUUAUAACAAAUGAUUUUUCAAUCUAUAAGAGACGUCACUUGGUGGUGUUAAAUGGGUCAAUUGCUUUGAUCUCAGAUAAUAACAGCGAUACUACUUUACAGAUAUCAAUUUUGGGUCAACUCGGUGUGAAGGAAUCAUGGAUCAAACUAUUUAUUAUUGACCCCAUACCUUCUUUUCAGUGGAACCUAAUUGGAGUUGGGAAGAAGGGAUAUAUUUUCUAUAGAAAAAAAGAUGGUGAACUAGCUUGGCUUGAUUUGAGCACUCAAAUAGUCGAGGAGAUUGGUUUUAAAGGAGAGGAAAACACUUGUGAUAUAGGAAUUUACAAGGAAAACCUUCUUUCAAUUCGAGGAUUAAAUAAUUAG
Trifolium pratense (red clover) is the source of this 1305-nucleotide messenger RNA. Its product is annotated as F-box protein CPR1-like. Bases 1 to 1305 code for a protein of 434 amino acids. The record is from RefSeq and is a predicted model, not a curated record. The transcript has a single exon. NCBI's taxonomy places the organism in Eukaryota, Viridiplantae, Streptophyta, Magnoliopsida, Fabales, Fabaceae.